AUGUACAGGUGUGCACAGGUGCAGGUGUGCAUAGGUGUGUGCACGUGUGUGCACAGGUGUGCACAGGUGUGUGUACAGGUCAGUACAGGUGUGUGUACAGGUGCGCACAGGUGCUCACAGGUGUGUGUACAGGUCAGUACAGGUGUGUGCACAGGUGUGUGUACAGGUCAGUACAGGUGUGCUCACAGGUGCUCACAGGUGCUCACAGGUGUGCACAGGUGUGUGUACAGGUCAGUACAGGUGUGUGCACAGGUGCUCACAAGUGCUCACAGGUGUGCACAGGUGUGUGUACAGGUCAGUACAGGUGUGUGCACAGGUGCUCACAAGUGCUCACAGGUGUGCACAGGUGUGUGUACAGGUCAGUACAGGUGUGUGCACAGGUGCUCACAGGUGUGCACAGGUGUGUGUACAGGUCAGUACAGGUGUGUGCACAGGUGCGCACAGGUGCUCACAGGUGCUCACAGGUGUGCACAGGUGUGUGUACAGGUCAGUACAGGUGUGUGCACAGGUGCUCACAAGUGCUCACAGGUGUGCACAGGUGUGUGUACAGGUCAGUACAGGUGUGUGCACAGGUGCGCACAGGUGCUCACAGGUGCUCACAGGUGUGCACAGGUGUGUGUACAGGUCAGUACAGGUGUGUGCACAGGUGCUCACAGGUGCUCACAGGUGUGUGUACAGGUCAGUACAGGUGUGUGCACAGGUGCUCACAAGUGCUCACAGGUGUGCACAGGUGUGUGUACAGGUCAGUACAGGUGUGUGCACAGGUGCGCACAGGUGCUCACAGGUGUGCACAGGUGUGUGUACAGGUCAGUACAGGUGUGUGCACAGGUGCGCACAGGUGCUCACAGGUGCUCACAGGUGUGCACAGGUGUGUGUACAGGUCAGUACAGGUGUGUGCACAGGUGCGCACAGGUGUGCUCACACUCCCCCCGCCCCUCCCACGCCCCCUCCCCACGCCCUCCCCGCGCCUCCCGCGGCCCCUCGCGUGUCCGGGGCGUGUCCGGGGCGUGUCCGGGGCGUGUCCUGGGCGUGUCCAGGUAUCCUGGGCGUGUCCUGGGCGUGUCCUGGGCGUGUCCAGGUAUCCUGGGCGAGUCCUGGACGUGUCCUGGGCGUGUCCAGGUGUCCUGGGCGUGUCCUGGGCGUGUCCUGGGCGUGUCCGAGCCCGGCAGGUGCGGGGGGCAGGUGCGGGGGGCGGGGUUUCCUAGCGCUACUCUGACGUCAUCCCUGAUUUCGGUCGCUCUAAGGUGAGGGGGGCGGGGCGGGGGGCGGGGCUGGCUCGGGGGUCCCUGAUUGCUCGAGCCCAUGCGGUCGGUAAUUAAUCGGUAAUUAAUUAACGGUCGGUAAUUAUUGCUCUAGGGCGGGCGGGGCCCGCGUUUCUACAGUUUG
Vidua chalybeata is the source of this 1386-nucleotide messenger RNA. Its product is annotated as NFX1-type zinc finger-containing protein 1 homolog. Bases 1 to 1248 code for a protein of 415 amino acids. The record is from RefSeq and is a predicted model, not a curated record. Lineage: Eukaryota; Metazoa; Chordata; Aves; Passeriformes; Viduidae. The transcript has 5 exons.